Entrophospora candida is the source of this 1952-nucleotide messenger RNA. The record is from the annotation of a GenBank genome assembly. Lineage: Eukaryota; Fungi; Glomeromycota; Glomeromycetes; Entrophosporales; Entrophosporaceae.
CAGACCACCCACAACUUUGGAAUGAUGCUUCUUCUGUUUACAAUUUUAUGAAAAAAUUCACAUCAACCCAUAUUCGAAAUCGACUUGUCAAGACUUUUGGUAAAGACUUUGAAUUUUAUGGACAAGAUGAUGCAAUUGAUACACUUUGGAAUGGAAAUAAGACAACUGGACAAAAGGGGAUUGUAGGCCGAUUUAAACAUCGUAAUGAUAGUGACAAACCUCUUCAUCCUAUUCCUGUUUUAGCAAGUGGCCCUGGAUCUGGAAAAAGUAGAUUUCUGGAUGAGAUUGAAGAAUUGCUCAUGUGCAAAGCUAACAACUCUAACAAUGAAAGUAUCCAUAAUGCCUUUGGUAAUACAGUAUUCAUAAAUACAACUUAUGGCAAUGGUUCUCCUCCUCGUGAUGUUGAUGUAACAAUUGGUGCUGAUGCAUCCAUUUCAUUACGUAUUCUAUUUGAAUAUUUUCGACCAUCCUCUCCUGAAUUUGGUGAACUCACUUUUCCAAGCUUCUUAUCAUACUGUCAGAGUAAAAACACUCCCACUUCAAGUCUUAGUUUACUUAGUCUGGACACUACUCUUCAAGUUAUAUACAUGGACAAAAUGAUGAAAGGAGAUAAUCUAUUGGUUAUUGUACUUGGAAUUGAUGAGUUCAACAAUUUACACGAUUUGAAUAUGAGUGUCUGCAAGAGUCUAAUAAAAUCCAUUGGAGGAUCUAUGUGUUCUUCACCUAAGAACACUUUUUUUGUACCCAUUCUGUCUGGAACCAUCGAGGGACCUCUGGAAAAAUACAUCCAUGGCUCUGCACACAAACCACUUCAACUCCCAUUACACCUUCUUGGAGAAAGGGAUGUAAUUGAGAUUGGCAAGAAAUUGAAACUAUUUGAUGAUGAAUAUAUCAACCUUAAUCCUUACUUUCAAGUCAGCAUCAGUGAUAUAGGAGGACAUGUGAGAACUCUAGAGUAUUUUUAUGAAGCUUUUGCACAUGAGCUGAAACAUAAUGAACUUCAUGAUGUGAUUAUUGAUAAAAUUAUGAGGAAAGUCAAACAUAAAAUUAUGGAAGAUUAUAAUAUAGCAAAUUACUCAAAUUUUCUGGCAGUGGCUCUCUCAAAGGCAAUACUGGGUCUGCUGGUUAAAAAACAGGAUAAAAUUGAAGGUUUAGGAGAGAGUUAUCAAGAUCUCAGUUCAAUGGGGCUUUUGAAUUUAGUCUUUGCAGAAGAUAAGUCCAAUGAUGAGAAUGAAAGCAAUAAUAAUUAUUAUAUUCACUUACCUUACAUAUGGGUAAGUGUACUUGUUGAAGAAUCCAAUAAAUAUGCUUUUCAAUAUUGGCAGAAUAUGCUCCAACAAGAUAAGAAGAUGGAAUGGCAGAAUUUUGAGAAGUUUAAUGCCAAAUUUUUGGCACUGCGUCUCAGUCUCUUCAAGUUGGCUGGGUAUGAGAUAAUAAAGUUGAAGGACUUUCUCAAGGGUGCAAAUAUUUCUGACAACUUUCUAGAUGUUGAAGUUGUCCUUCCUGAAGAAGUCAAAUUGUAUAACUUGCAACAUCGAUAUCCAGUCACUAAAUCUAAUGAGGAUAUAACAGCAAUAGAUGACAAUGAAACUACAGAAGGAUUUAUCAAACUUAACAUCCUUAAGGAUGAUGAUAUUGAUAAUUAUACAGAUUCUGAAGCUAUUAAACCAAUGGAAAUCAACCAAGAUAAAUUCAAUGAUGAACAUACAAAGGUCUCCAAAGCUAUGAAAAAAGUUAGAAAUAACAAUUGUCCAUGGGUUCUGCUAUUCUUAACAAAUGCAAGAACAAAGAACUUGUCUAUUAAACAUAAAUCUAACAGUGCAUUAGUAAGUAUGGAAAACUUUCAAGAAUUUUAUGGAUAUACAUAUGCCAGUCGGGCACAAUUUUUUUCUGCACCUAUUGAAGCACUUAAGAUCAUUGGCUUCAAUGAUACUCAACAUGAUUUAAUAUGA